CCUGUGUCUACUGUCUAAUGUCUAUUUUUACCUGCUUUGCUUGGUUUAUUGAAAUCUGUAAUUGAAACUGUGUUGCGUAUGACAACAUCUACUACUUUUUGUAAAUGUUAUUGUGUUUUGAAGUGCUAAAUCAAUUCUAAUGUGGUAGCACGCGCUGAUAUGACGAUCCUACGCGUUACAGUGAAUCAAUCAUGCUCCCACGAGCGAAAAGAGGUGUUUAUUUGGAAGAGAAAGUGUCAUGUGAAAUCGGGGAGUCGCCUUCAAUGAUGUGGAAGAGGUCGAUUGUGCAAGCGAGGGCUGGACAAACGCGCGCCACGGCCGCCUCGAGCCUGGCGCUCGGACUUAUCGUCUUUGUUGCGCUGAGCGGCGCGGCGCACGCGGCCGACCUGGUCAUCGAGAUCCCGGGCUGGGGCGCGGCGGGUGCGGCGGGCGCGCACUACCGCCUGGACUACCGGCCGCCGCAGGGCUCGCCCGCGCCCAACUUCACGGUGCCCGCGCGCGCCUCCACCAUCAACUUCCAGGGCCUCCCGGGCACCCAGUACCACUUCAUGCUGUACUACUCCAACGAUACCUUCGCCGACCUGCUCACGUGGAACCAGACCAUUAUCACAGCGCCCGAGCCGCCGUCCAACCUGACGGUGACGCUGGGCCGCAACAAGCAGGCCACCAUCUUGUGGGCGCCGCCCGCGCACGGCGACUACACCGGCUUCCGCUUCAAGGUGAUCCCGCUGUCGGAGCGCGCGGAGGGCGGCGCGCGCAACGUGUCGCUGGAGGGCGCGGGCAACUGGUCGCACGUGCUGCGCGACCUGUCGCCCGGCGCCACGUACCAGCUGCACGCCUUCACGCUGCUGCGCGACAAGGAGAGCGCGGCCUACGCCUCCUUCAACUUCACCACCAAGCCCAACACGCCGGGCAAGUUCAUCGUGUGGUUCCGCAACGAGACCACGCUGCUGGUGCUGUGGCAGCCGCCCUACCCGCCCGGCGCCUACACGCACUACAAGGUGUCCAUCGAGCCGCGCGACGCGCGCGACUCGGAGCUGUACGUGGAGAAGGAGGGCGAGCCGCCGGGCCCCGCGCAGGCCGCCUUCAAGGGGCUGGUGCCGGGCCGCGCCUACAACAUCUCGGUGCAGACGGUGUCGGACGCGCAGCUGUCGGCGCCCACCACGGCGCAGUACCGCACCGUGCCGCUGCGGCCGCGCAACGUGAGCGUGGACCCGCGCGAGCGCUCCGAGAGCGCCUUCCGCGUCACGUGGCUGCCGCCGGCCGAGCAGAGCGAGUUCGAGAAGUACCAGGUGUCGGUGGCGCCGGGCGCGGGCGCGCGUCGCCUGCCGCCGCAGCUGCGCGCGCGCGCCGACGCGCCGGCCGCCACGUUCGAGGGGCUGGAGCCGGGCGCGCACUACGCCGUCACCGUCAAGACCAUGUCCGGCAAGGUCACGUCGUGGCCCGCCGCCGCGGACGUCACGCUCAAGCCGCUGCCGGUGCGCGAGCUGCAGGGCCGCCUGGCGGACGGCGAGGGCGGCGGCGUGUUCCUGUGGUGGCAGCCGGCCGAGGGCAGCGUGCAGGAUGAGUACCGCGUGUCGUACCACGAGACGGGCCCCUCGCGCGACGACAGCAGCGCGCUCAGCACGGCGCACGCCAACGCCACGCUGGCGGCGCUGCUGCCGGGCCGCAACUACACGGUGAGCGUGGCGGCCGUGUCGCGCGGCGUGGCGUCCAACGACAGCGUGUUCCUGGCCGCCACGCGCCCGCUGGCGCCCGCGCUGCGCGCCGCCGCGCCGCAACAGCGCGCGCUGGCGCUGGCGUGGCGCUCCGACGUGGACUCGCGCCAGGACGGCUACGAGCUGCGCUACCGGCGCCGCGCCGCCGACGCGCCCUUCCGCGCGCUGGCCACGCCCGCCACCAACGCCACGCUGCCCGACCUGCUGCCCGGCGCCGUGUACGAGAUCCAGCUGGCCGCCGUGAGCCACGGCCUGCGCAGCGAGCGCCUCACCGUGCUCAAGCCCGUGCGCCCGCUGCCGCCGGAGUGGAUGGCGGUGGAGCGCGCGUCGUCCAACGCGGUGCUGGUGCGCUGGCGCGGUCCGAGCGGCGGCGUGGUGGGCGCCUACUCGCUGCGCUACCAGGCCGCCGACGGCCCGUGGCGGCGCCUGGAGCCGUUGCCGGCCGACCGGGACCGCGCGGAGAUCAGCAACAUGACGCACGGCGAGCGCUACCGCAUCCAGCUCGACACGCUCAGCGAGGACGCGGCCGGCGACGCGGCCGACAGCGCGCAGCCGCUCAGCGCGCAGCACACCGUCCGGCCCAACCCCGUGUCCGACGUGGCGCAGCUGGCCGACACGCGCAACGUGACGCUGGAGUGGCCGCGGCCGGCCGGGCGCGUGGAGUGGUACCGCGUGCGCUGGUGGGCGGCCGACGACGCGGGCGCGGCGCAGCAGCGCGACGUGGGCGCGGCCGACGCGCCCACGUCGCGCGUGCUGCUGGGCGAGCUGCUGCCCGGCCGCGCCUACGCGCUGUCCAUCGCGGCGCACUCGCACAACCUGUCCAGCGAGCUGUUCACCAUGAGCACGCGCACGCGGCCGCUGAUCCAGUCUGAGAUGACCAUCGUCAACGAGUCCGGCGACGACGACGGCAACGAUACGCUGCCCGCCAUCCGGGUGCUGUACACGCCCACGCCGCUGUCCGCCACGCUGUUCGACGAGUACCGCUUCCGGCUGGAGGGCGGCGACGAGCCGGCGCGCUGGGAGCGCCGCGCCGCCGCCGCGCCCGACCAGCAGGUGGAGUUCGCGGCGCUGGUGCCGGGGCGCCUGUACAGCCUCACCAUGUGGACGGUGUCGCACAACGUGACGUCGCACCCGGUGCAGCGGCCCGCGCGCCUGUUCCCGCGCCCCGUGGCCGCGCUGCAGGCGCGCGCCACGGGCCCGCGCGGCGUGGCGCUGUCGUGGCCGCGCCCGCCCGGCGACUUCACGGACUUCGAGGUGCAGUUCCUGCUGGGCGACGACCAGCUGGAGGCGCGCACCACGGAGCGCCUGGCGCUCGAGCUCGGCGGCCUGCGGCCCUACACGCUGUACACCUUCAGCGUGGAGGUGCGCGCCGGCGCGCCCGCCAGCCUGCUCACGCGCUCGGCCGCGCGCUCGGCCAGCGUGCGCACGCUGGAGGCGCCGCCCGCCGCGCCCGCGCGCUUCCAGCCCAGCGACGCCGCGCCGUCGCAGCUCAGCUUCACGUGGGAGCUGGCGCCGCAAGACGCGCACGGCGAGCUGCUGCGCUUCGUGCUGCAGUACUGGGCGGCGCGCGAGCCGGGCGCGGCGCGCGAGGCCGAGUUCCCGCCCGGCGCGCGCGCCGGCUGCGUGCGCGGCCUGGCGCCGGGCGAGCUGUACGAGUUCCGCCUGGCCGGCGCCACGCGCGCGGGGCUGGGCGCGGCGGCCGCGUGGCGCCAGCGCAUGGCCAUCGCCGCGCCGCCGCGCCCGCGCGCGCUGCCCGCGGCCGUGCGGCGCAGCGCCAGCACGGUGACGGUGAGCUGGCGCGCCGACGACUUCUCGGCCGCCAACGGCAACGUCACGGCCUACGCGCUCGUGGUGGCCGAGGAGCCGCGCGCCGACUCCCCGCAGCGCCUGCCCGCGUGGCGCGACGUGCACCGCCUGCCCGUGUGGCCGCCCUACCAGGUGUCGGAGCCCUACUACCCGUUCCGCGCCGGCGGCGCGCACGCCUCGCCCGUGGAGGAGUUCACGGUGGGCGCGGAGCAGUGCGACGGCGCCGAGCACUACUGCAACGGGCCGCUGAAGCCCGCCACGCGCUACUACGUCAAGCUGCGCGCCUUCACGGCGCAGGACAAGUUCACGGACACCGCCUACGCCGUCGUGUACACCGACGCCGACCACACGGGCUGGGCCGCCGGCGGCGCCGCGGCCGCCGCCCUGCUGCUGGCGGCCGGCGCGGGCGCCGCGCUGUUCCGGCGCCGCGCGCGCGCGCCCGCCGCGCCCGCCGCGCCCGCCGCCAGCCGGCCCGUGCGCGUGGCCGACUUCGCCGACCACUACCGCCGCAUGGCCGCCGACUCCGACUUCCGCUUCAGCGAGGAGUUCGACGAGCUCAAGCACGUGGGGCGCGAGCAGCCGUGCGCCGCCGCCGACCUGCCCGUCAACCGGCCCAAGAACCGCUUCACCAACAUCCUGCCCUACGACCACUCGCGCUUCAAGCUGCAGCCCGUGGACGACGAGGAGGGCUCCGACUACAUCAACGCCAACUACGUGCCGGGCCACAGCUCGCCGCGCGAGUUCAUCGUCACGCAGGGCCCGCUGCACUGCACGCGCGACGACUUCUGGCGCAUGUGCUGGGAGUCGGGCAGCCGCGCCAUCGUCAUGCUGACGCGCUGCGUGGAGAAGGGGCGCGAGAAGUGCGACCGCUACUGGCCCUACGACACGCGGCCCGUGUACUACGGCGACAUCGCCGUCACGGCGCUCAACGAGAGCCGCUACCCCGACUGGACCGUGACGGAGCUGGCCGUGUGCCGCGGCGCCGAGCAGCGCGUGGUGGCGCACUUCCACUUCACCACGUGGCCCGACUUCGGCGUGCCGUCGCCGCCCACGGCGCUGGCGCGCUUCGUGCGCGCCUUCCGCGAGCGCUGUCCCGCCGCGGCCGACGCGCGGCCCGUGGUGGUGCACUGCAGCGCGGGCGUGGGCCGCUCGGGCACCUUCGUGACGCUGGACCGCGCGCUGCAGCAGCUGGCGGCGCGCGCCGACGCGCUGGACAUCUUCGGCAUGGUGCACGCCAUGCGGCGCGAGCGCGUGUGGAUGGUGCAGACGGAGCAGCAGUACAUCUGCGUGCACCAGUGCGUGCUGGCGGCGCUCGAGGGCGCCGACCUGGCGCCGCCGCCGCCCGCCAACCACCACCACCACAACGCGGCCUUCGAAGGCUGCUGAUAAUGAAACAAAACAGUGGCGUGGCUAGAGUUGUUACAUAGGGAAGCCCUUUAUUUACUGUAGCAUGUUUAUAUUUGAAAGAUUCAUGACUCUUCAACCCACUUAGAUUUGCCUGAUCUAGAAUCUAGAUUAAAGUGUCCGCUCUCCGGGUAACCACCAUAAAACUUCUCUUUUAUCAAACGCCGCUUCGCAAUGAUUGUCUAUCGUUCACUUAAUUCAUCACUCUCCGAACAUAACCCGCCCAGCCAGCAUGCGCAGGCCACACACUGGUUUAGUUCGUCGCGACCAUGGCCUACAACCAUGUUUUAUUGCACCAUGGCAGCAUUGCCCAGAAUUUGCCACGCUACGCUUUACUCGACCAAUAUGUGGCAUUAUUGCCAUCCCUUAAUGAAGUGGUCGAAAAAAUUACACUUAGAAAUUACAGUUACUUGGAGACCUAUUUGAAAGACCUUCAGUCUUUCAGAUUAACUGUAAUUUCUAUCUUCUAAUCCUAAAUAAUAAUAUAAAUAAUUAUUAUAAUUCUGAAACAAAACUUUAACUGUACUGGUUUAAGCGAUGGUGAUAAUUUUUUUUGUCUUACUGCCUAACUCAUGGAGUUCCCAAUGACAUGACUGGUUUUUGUUUUCGUUUUGUAAAAUAAUAUAAUGAUAAUUCAACUAUGAUUCAUCCGUGUUCACACAUUACUACUGUGGAGUCUCACAGUGCAGCCAGGUACAAAGAACAGAUUCGUAUUUUUUAUGGUAAUUCUCUUUUAACCGAGUAAGAUAGAUUUAACAAUAUACUAACUUUUGAACCACCGAUGCCCCAGGGUAUAAAACAUUAUUGACAAUACUCAGAAUAUUGUCAAUAAUAUUAUUAUGUGUAUAUAUUGACUAUGUGCAGCCUAAGUUUGCCGUACAAACUUUGAUCUGCUAUUUAUUCAUUUGUUGGGUCCGUAGGGUUCUUAGCAUAGUGUUAAACAGGUACCUAACUUUUUUAUGAAUCGGGCUAUCGAGUGGAAAUAAAAAUUAAGAAAUCCGAUUGGUUUGAAGGAACUAAUGCUCCAUUCAGGAAGUUAAAUGAACGAAACAAUUUUGCGAAAAGUGUGAGACUCCACUGUGAGACUUCAUAAUAAUUCAGAUGGAUACGCUGUGAAAUAAGCUGUUGUGUAGCCCAACCACCCAACCACCCAACCGCCUCUCU
Molecule: messenger RNA, 6092 nt
Organism: Pararge aegeria (speckled wood butterfly)
Lineage: Eukaryota; Metazoa; Arthropoda; Insecta; Lepidoptera; Nymphalidae
Product: tyrosine-protein phosphatase 10D-like
Exons: 17
Coding region: 192-4910 (1572 amino acids)
Biological process (GO): protein dephosphorylation
Molecular function (GO): protein tyrosine phosphatase activity; protein binding
Source: RefSeq, a predicted model, not a curated record